Truncatella angustata is the source of this 1196-nucleotide messenger RNA. Its product is annotated as ceramidase-domain-containing protein. The coding region runs from base 106 to 1023 and encodes 305 amino acids. The transcript has 3 exons. Gene Ontology annotation, cellular component: endoplasmic reticulum membrane. NCBI's taxonomy places the organism in Eukaryota, Fungi, Ascomycota, Sordariomycetes, Amphisphaeriales, Sporocadaceae. The record is from RefSeq and is a predicted model, not a curated record. Gene Ontology annotation, biological process: ceramide catabolic process; ceramide biosynthetic process.
CUUACGAAGCUGGCGAAAGUGUACAAUAAUAUCCAAGGCUAGGAGCACAAGUAAUUAUCAUAACUUAUUCGACUUGGAGAACUUGUUUUCUGCCAUUCUUUUGUCAUGGGAUACCAUGAUCGUCAUUUCGCCGGUGACGCAUUCGCCCAUACCGGAGUAUGGGGCAAUCCAACAAGCGUUGAAAAUUUUUGUGAGGAGGAUUACGCCGUUACGAGAUUCGUUGCGGAGUUUGUGAAUAGUAUAACAAACUUAACCUACGUUUACUUUGCGUUGAAAUGCCGCGUACGCGUCCGCAAUGGAAUGGUAUACUCCGGGGGUUUCGAUUCGCUCUCGGUGACCCUGAUGCUUGUGGGCGUAACAUCAACAGCAUAUCACGCCACUCUUCACCAAGGUCCUCAGCUAGCAGAUGAUCUGUCCAUGCUCUUGCUCGCCGGAGCCCUACUGCAGAAACUCUGCUGUUCCAGUGAACCUCCAGUUAUCGCCCGACUUGCUGCUGUUAGCAUUUGGCUGCCUACAUUCAUCAUAUCAACUAUGUACAUAAAAUCCGGGAAUUUCCUCCUACAUAUGUGGAUGUUUGGCACUAUGGCGGCUUUGAUAGGACUCAGGAUUUUUUACCUCAUUUACUUCGAGCCAAGGCCAGAACAAGACAAAACCAGACUAGCCUUUCGCUUUUGGAAUGGGGCCGCGUAUCUUGUGGUUGCAUUCGCUGUCUGGAAUAUCGACCUUGAGAGGUGCCACCAACUCAGAGCGGCAAGGCAGCGUCUCGGCCUUCCCUGGGCAUGGUUGCUCGAGUUGCAUGGCUGGUGGCAUGUUCUCACAGCAAUAGGAGCCGCUCGGUUCAUUGAGCUCGUACGGGAUUUGUGUGAUCAGACUGCUGGAUCCAAACGCCGGGAAAGCCGUGAACUGCUCAGCAGUGAAAGCACAACUCGAAAGAGAGGGUUUGCAGUUCUAACGCGGAUGAUGCUCCCAGCUCUCACGAAAGAGUCCAAAGACGAUCUUGACCGCAUUGGGUCUACUGGCUAAGCUAGUAGCACCGGCCCGAGAAAGCAACCAUAGAUUUCUAUGAUUAUCACAUCCCGGACAAAUAGUCAACGUGGCUGGUGCUUUGAGUCAUCACAGAAGUCAGGUGAUUCUUCAGACCGUGGUGAGGUGGAAAUGAGAGGGUGACCACGUGAAGUAAAACAGCGGAAUACUGG